Molecule: messenger RNA, 4773 nt
Organism: Salmo salar (Atlantic salmon)
Lineage: Eukaryota; Metazoa; Chordata; Actinopteri; Salmoniformes; Salmonidae
Source: RefSeq, a predicted model, not a curated record
UACCCCGAGCACCGGGCAAUGCAAAACGAACUUGCCCAAUCUCAACACAAGCAACACUACACCGAGCAGCUGUGUUUUUGUCAGAGCUGAGGAGUCGUCCAAACGUCCGCAAGAGUUAAAAGAAAGAGUGAAAGAGGCCACAAUGAAGACCCAAACUACAUUCGCCUUCUCCGUACAACUAUUUGCUCUUUGUUUUCUGGUUGGUGCCAUUUACACAGUGAAUGGUGACUACUGUGAGAUAAAUGUCUGCAGUAAUGGGGGGAGCUGUGUGACCGGCCCCAGAUCUUCCUUCAUCUGUAUCUGCCCUGAUGGCUAUACUGGGGACACAUGCAAUGACACCGAGACUGGGCCCUGCAAUCCAAACCCCUGCAAGAACGACGCCUUCUGCGACGUGACUGGCCAGAAACGCAGAGGGGACGUCUUCAGCGAGUACAUCUGCAAGUGCCAGGAUGGCUUUGACGGAGUCCACUGUCAGAACAAUGUGAAUGACUGUGCCAACCAGCCGUGCCAAAACGGUGGCUUCUGUCGGGACCUGAAUGGAGACUUCAACUGCCGCUGUCCGUCCCCAUACGUGGGCAAGCACUGCCAACUGCGUUGUAUCUCUCUGUUGGGAAUGGAGGGCGGAGGCAUUGCUGAGUCUCAGAUCUCGGCCUCGUCGGUGCGCUACGGAUUCCUGGGCCUGCAGCGCUGGGGGUCUGAGCUGGCACGCCUCAACAACAAGGGCCUGGUUAACGCCUGGACCUCAGCCUCCUAUGACAGGAGCCCCUGGAUAGAGAUUAAUAUGCAGAGGAAGAUGCGUUUCACGGGCAUCGUGACACAGGGCGCCAGCCGCAUGGGGUCAGCAGAGUUCAUCAAGGCCUUUAAAGUGGCGUCCAGUCUGGACGGGAGAACCUACACUAUGUACCGCCUGGACAGACAGACAAAGGACACUGUGUUUGUGGGGAACGUGGACAACGACAGCACCAAGACCAACCUGUUUGACCCUCCAAUCAUCAGCCAGUACUUCCGCAUCAUCCCCGUGGUCUGUCGCAAGGCCUGCACCCUGCGCAUUGAGCUGGUGGGCUGUGAGCUCAAUGUGUAUUCAAACACGGCAGGUUGCUCCGAGCCCCUGGGCAUGAAGUCGCGCCUGCUCGCCGACCGGCAGAUCUCGGCCUCCAGCGUCUACCGCACCUGGGGCAUUGAGGCAUUCGCCUGGCAGCCACACUACGCUCGGCUGGACAAGCAGGGCAAGACCAACGCCUGGACGGCGGACACCACCAAACGCUCUGAGUGGCUGCAGGUAGACCUGGAGUCCCCUAAGAAAAUCACAGGUAUCGUCACCCAGGGGGCCAAGGACUUUGGGGCGGUCCAGUUUGUCUCUGCCUUCAAGGUGUCCUACAGUGACGAUGGGCAGUUCUGGAGCACAGUCAAGGAUGACGUCACCAGCACAGACAAGAUCUUCCCCGGCAACAGCGAUAACAAUGUCCACAAGAAGAACCUGUUCGAGCCGCCGUUUUAUGCCCGAUUCGUCCGCGUCCUGCCGUGGGCGUGGCACGGGCGCAUCACCUUGCGAAUGGAGCUGCUGGGAUGCGACGAGUAGCCCCGCCCAAGUCCCCCCCAAGCCCCCCCCCUUCCUUUCUUUCCAAAACCUCCUGAGCCACACCUGCACUGCCUUGCUAAGAUCUGUAGAGGGCAGCAAAACACCACGCCACCACCACAACCCUGCCCCGACUGAGGAGGUACAAAACCACCUAAUGGUUACUGCUAGAAUUGGGUAGGGGGUAAUCUGAUCCUAGAUCUGUGCUUAAGGUCAACUUGUACCAUCGAGCACACCGACUACUGCUGUGUCAGCCGGAACUGCAUGGACUCUGAAACUGUCCUUCCUAGAUCGGGCCUGUGUUGUGUUCAGAGUUUCAGAGUAGGAGUGCUGAUCUUAUUCAUUAUGAUUUAACACUGCUACUGUAUACGGGCUGAAGGCUGAACGUGAAACCCAUUGACGAUGUACAAUUGUAGCUAAUUUAGCUGAGAUGUUUUUCCCAAUAGAGGGUUUUCACCUGACCGUCCUGAAGUGAGUAGUAGUAUUAUCCAACACACUCGUGUGUAGUGUUAGCUUCCAAGCUGUGACUCUGCAGUGCUUUGGAAGAUGUUUUGCACAACUUUUUUUUGUUUGUGUUUGCUUAAUGAAGACUUAAUGUAACCAUAGACUUGAUACGAAUUGUUUUAAUUUUUUUUAAAGAAAUGUAUACCAAAUGUAUUUUGCUUUGUUUCCAUGUGUAUAGUCUUAGUUAACUAGUCCUAAAUGCAUUAUUGUUCAUUAUUAUUCACGUUUUUACUAAAUUAACAUUUUCAUGUAAGUAUACUGAACAAAAAUAUAAACGCAACGUGCAACAAUUUCAAAGAUUUUAAUGAAGAAAUCAAUCAAUUGCCCUAAUCUAUGGAUUUCACAUGUCUGGCAGUACAGAUAUUGUAUCUGUUGGUCACAGAUACCUUAAACAAAAAAUGGGCCUCAGCAUCUCGUCACGGUAUUUUUUGUGCAUUCAAAUUGCCAUCGAUAAAAUGAAAUUGUGUUCGUUCUCCGUAGCUUAUUCCUGCCCACACCAUAACCCCACCUCUACCAUGGGGCACUCUGUUCACAACGUUGACAUCAGUAAACCGCUCGCUCACACGACGCCAUACACAUGGUCUGCGGUUGUGAGGCCGGUUGGAUGUACUGGCAAACUCUAUAAAAUGAUGUUGGAGGCGGCUUAUGGUAGAUAAUGUUAAUUUAUCUGGCAACACCUCUGGUGGGCAUUCCUGCAUGCAGCUUGCCAAUUGCACGCUCCCUCAGAACUUGAGACAUCCGUGGCAUUGUGUGACAAAACUGCAUAUUUUAGAGUGGCCUUUUAUUGUCCCCAGCACAAGGUCCACAUGUGUAAUGAUCAUGCUGUUUAAUCAGCUUCUUGAUAUGCCACACCUGUCAGGUGGAUGGAUUAUCACUAACAGGGAUGUAAAGACAUUUGUGCUCAAAAUUUAAAAGAAAUAAGCUUUUUAAGCGUAUGGAAAAUUUCUGGGAUCUGUUAUUUCAGUUCAUGAAACAUAGGACCAACACUUUACAUGUUGCCUUUUUAUAUUUUUGUUCAGCGUAGUAGCAAACUUAACAUUUUGAAAGCAUAGAGACUCUUGUUCUGUAAUCUUGUGACAUUCCAAAAUCCCAAAGUCGUUGAAUUGUAUUUUAGUUUAUUAUUUUUUGCCAAAGAGAAUCAAAAAGUGCAGAAGUACUACCUUACAGUAUGUGGUGUUAUAACAUGUGUUAUAACUAAAGUUCGUGGUGUAUUAGAACUCGAUGUACUUUGAUUGUGAUGUCUGUCCUAUAAGAAUUGUUUUAUCACAACUCGCAGUGCGUAAUCAAUGUAAUGCAUUUAUUACUAAUUGACAAAUAUUAUAAAGUAAAAAAUAUAGAAAAUAUCGAGUUAGCAAGUUCCCGACGCUGCCGAAUGUCUUUCUCAGGUCAAGGCAGAUCCAUUCUAGCCUGAUCCCAGAUCUGUUUGUGCUGUCUUGCUAAACACAACCAUAAGAGUUGUCAAGACAGCACAACUGAUCUGGGACAAGGUAGAUCUAUUCAUUUUGUAUGUGCUACUGAUGUCGUUAUAACACUCCAUGAUACACAGCUCCACUCAAUACCACUCAGCCAUGUUUUAAUUUUUUAAAUUUUUUUAUGAUAUGUUUUUUUUUUGUAUUAUAUAUUUUUUAAGGCACUUUCAGAGUCAGUUUGAUUAUUCUUUGCUGAGGUGUGGAAAAUUGUGAAACCCAAAGUUUUCUACAUUGAAGAAAUACAGUAUACAUAUUGACCCUACAUGUAGAUUGAGUGUUGAAAAACAAAGAUUUGUAAUACUAGGCAUCUGUCGUUUCACUGCAUAGGAGAACGUUAUAUAUGGCUUCCAUAAGUUAUCAGGAAGCAAUAUAGAUUUCUCUGUAGAUUUCUGACCAGCAAUAGCAGCCAAAAACCGCAUUUCCAUCAGUUUUAUUUCUGAGCUGGUUAUCCUACCUAGUGUAAAUACUUGUUGUUAUAAAUUGUUCCUAGAAGAUGGAAUGUUUUGCAGCAGACUAAUCAAAUGCCAUCCAUUUCUCACAAGAGGGCCAAAAUUAUGCGUAGAAAUCGAAGGCUGUGGCCACACUGAUAAGAUAGAAAAUGAAAAAAUGUCAUUAAAAAAGAUUUAUACGGUUGCACUGAACGUAUGACAUGACCGGCAAUCUCCAUAUUGCUCCUAGGUCAUAGCUAACAUUGUAAAGAUCCCUCUUAAAUUAUGGGCUUGUGCAAUAAGUUAUUAGUUUUGAUAUGAAUGAAUCUGAAUCAAACACGAACAGCUGGAAACAUGUGGGCGAUAGAUAUACACGCGGACAGCGACGCAUUUUCAAGGCUAUGGAUGGAUGGUAGUGUUAAACACUGUCCAAAUAUUUAUGAUCUUUUGCAGACUGCUUCAAAACAGUUAUCUGAUGUCUGCAUGCAUUGUAUUGACUAUGAUUUCUCAGUUUCAACAGAGAAGUUUUGAUUAUAUUGUUUUUUCUGUACACUUUAAAAAGAAAAUGAUCGUUCAUCAGACUAGUUCUUUCAUUCCACAAUGUCCUGGUUUUAUGAGUCAUGAAAAAAUAUACAAUUGAUGUGUUUCUAUGCAAUAUUAUUAGUUACACAUACUUUACAUCUUACAGUAUUCUGUCUGGAUCUGAUUCAUUUUGUUCAUGUUUGUGUUAAGAGAAUUCCCUUAUGUUUGGCCUUUUGUAACUCUCAAGACAUAAAUAAUAAAGGACUUAAAUGCA